AUGAGCAAUGCAGCAUCCUACACCAAUGUCAAUGAAAUCAAGGUUGUUAAUGAACCUCAACGGAGAAUCAACCCAACAGCAACACCCGAAGAGUUCCCUGAAUUCCCAAGAGGUAUCGUUGGGAAUGACAGUUCCCCAAUGCUUGAUGAAAUCGCUUCAAUCGCAACAUCAGUUGAAGAUGAAGCAGUAUUCGACUAUACUGAAAUGACUAGUGACGAUCCAUUUGGUCUACCGGAAUAUGCUGAUGAAGCUAUCACUAUUGACGAGCCAACUAUUAAUGAUCGCACUUUCCGGCAUACCAUGGCUAAGCAGGCCAACUGCUUUAUGGUUACAUUAAAAGAAAUUGAGGUAGCUGGAACUUUGGUGAACGAUACGUUGAAGAUUGAAGGACAGUUGUCGAAUAUCAAACUGGACCAGCGACUUGCAAUUGUUCGACGUGAUAUCAACGAAUUGCUGAGAACUGGUGCAAAUGAUGUUCCAAGCUUAUCUGAUAUGCCACCUUACCUUGCUGCUACUUUCAAAUUGUUUUCUCCAGCUAACGAGAGGGUUUCCCAUGUUUCGAUUGAGAUCAAUCAACUGAGAGCCACACUUGACGACGAAAUCAUCACCCAUCUGGGAGCUUUCACCAAAGACGAUGUUAUCACUGAAAACCGUAUUCGCCUUGGAAUUCAUAUUCAUGAAUCCAAUGUCGCAAUUGUUGAUAGAAGAAAGAAGAAACCACUUCGUCUCCGAAUCAAAGCUCUCUCGAUUGAACAAGAAGAGGACUAA
Molecule: messenger RNA, 768 nt
Organism: Caenorhabditis remanei
Lineage: Eukaryota; Metazoa; Nematoda; Chromadorea; Rhabditida; Rhabditidae
Exons: 5
Coding region: 1-768 (255 amino acids)
Source: RefSeq, a predicted model, not a curated record